Molecule: messenger RNA, 1692 nt
Organism: Cygnus atratus (black swan)
Lineage: Eukaryota; Metazoa; Chordata; Aves; Anseriformes; Anatidae
Gene: TBX1
Product: T-box transcription factor 1
Exons: 8
Coding region: 1-1692 (563 amino acids)
Biological process (GO): positive regulation of DNA-templated transcription; cell fate specification; regulation of transcription by RNA polymerase II
Cellular component (GO): nucleus
Molecular function (GO): DNA-binding transcription factor activity, RNA polymerase II-specific; RNA polymerase II cis-regulatory region sequence-specific DNA binding
Source: RefSeq, a predicted model, not a curated record
AUGGACGAAAACAGCCCUCUGUCUCCCAAGGCAAAUGCUUUCAGUAUCGCCUCUCUGAUUUCAGUCGCCGCCGCCGCCGAGCGAGCAGGGAAGGGAGCGCUGGAGGAGCGCCGCGGUGGCCGCAGCGCGCCCGCCGGCCCCGCCAGCCGCCCGCCGAAGAUGCACUUCAGCACCGUCACCAGGGACAUGGAAGCUAUCUCCAGCCCCUGGCUCACCCAGCUGUCCCAUUUUUGCGAUGUUGCAGCUUUCACGGCCAACAGCUUGAGCAGCCUGAACGCCUCCGGGGGGUACCACCUCUCCCCCUCCCCGGGGGACCCGUACGGACAGCAUGAGCCGCCGCACUACGAGCCCUGCACGGCUCAGCAGCACCCGCACCCGCCGCCCCAGCCCCAGCACGGCUACCCCUUCGGCGGGGCGGCGGCGGCCGGGGCCAACCCGCCGCCCCCCGGCCCCGAACCGCCCGAGGGCGCCGGGGGAGCCGCCGCGGGACCCGCCGCCGUCUCGGGCUGCUCCGCGGGGGCGGCCGCCGCGGCUAAGGCGCCGGUGAAGAAGAACCCCAAGGUGGCCAACGUGAGCGUCCAGCUGGAGAUGAAGGCGCUGUGGGACGAGUUCAACCAGCUGGGCACCGAGAUGAUCGUCACCAAGGCCGGCAGGCGCAUGUUCCCCACCUUCCAGGUGAAGAUAUUUGGCAUGGACCCCAUGGCUGACUACAUGCUCCUCAUGGAUUUUGUCCCCGUGGAUGACAAGCGAUACCGGUACGCGUUCCACAGCUCCUCCUGGCUGGUGGCCGGCAAAGCCGACCCCGCCACCCCCGGCAGGGUGCACUACCACCCGGACUCCCCGGCCAAAGGGGCGCAGUGGAUGAAGCAGAUCGUUUCCUUCGAUAAGCUCAAACUGACCAACAACUUGCUGGACGACAACGGGCAUAUCAUUUUGAACUCCAUGCACAGAUACCAGCCGCGUUUUCACGUGGUCUACGUGGACCCCCGGAAAGACAGCGAGAAAUACGCGGAGGAGAACUUCAAAACCUUCGUCUUCGAGGAGACGCGCUUCACGGCCGUGACCGCCUACCAGAACCACCGGAUCACGCAGCUGAAGAUCGCCAGCAACCCUUUUGCCAAGGGAUUCAGAGACUGCGACCCUGAGGACUGGCCCAGGAAUCACAGACCGGGGGCCCUUCCUCUCAUGAGUGCUUUUGCCAGAUCACGGAACCCAGUGUCCUCUCCUGCGCACCAAAAUGGCACAGAGAAAGACGCAGCCGACGCCCGCCGCGACUACGAGCGGGAGGCGGCCGCCGGGGCCCCGCUGCACGCCGAGGCCGCGCACCAGCAGCUCCUGGCGCGGGUGCUGAGCCCGGCGCUGCCCGGCGGAGGAGCAGCGGGAGGAGGCGGCGGCGGCGGCAGCCUGGUGCCCCUGGGGGGCGGCGGCGGGCGGCCCAGCCCGCCCCACCACGACGUGCGCCUGGAGCCCGGCGAGGCGCUGCAGCAGCACCCCUACAAGUACCCGCCGGCCGCCUACGAGCACUACCUGGGGGCCAAGAGCCGGCCCGCCCCCUACCCGCUGCCCGCCAUCCGCGGCCACGGCUACCCGCACCCGCACCACCCGCACCACCACCACCACCACCCCGUCAGCGCCGCCAACGUGUACCCGCCGCCCGCCGGCCCCGCCGCAUACGACUACGGGCCCCGGUAA